Molecule: messenger RNA, 1876 nt
Organism: Lolium rigidum
Lineage: Eukaryota; Viridiplantae; Streptophyta; Magnoliopsida; Poales; Poaceae
Product: serine/threonine-protein kinase STY17-like
Exons: 15
Coding region: 1-1587 (528 amino acids)
Biological process (GO): protein phosphorylation
Molecular function (GO): protein kinase activity; ATP binding
Source: RefSeq, a predicted model, not a curated record
AUGGCAGCCGAGUCCUGCGGCAGCCGCGGCGCAUCGCCCCCGCCUCAGCAUCCGUCCUCCGCCAGCGGCGGCGCGGCCGGGAGGCGGCGGAAGGCCGAGGCCUACCGCGAGGUGCUCCGCCGGAUCCGCGGAGGUCCGGCGGCCGAUGCCCGUCCCGGGUUCGACGACGAGCUCUGGGCCCAUUUCCACAGCCUCCCUGCCAGGUAUGCGUUUGAUGUGAAUAUCGAGCGGGUUGAGGAUAUUCUGUUGCACAAGAGAUUGCUUGAGGAGGCCCGUGAACCAAUGAAUGGGCUGGUCUUUGAUGUUCGCCAUUCACAGAUUUUUACAGUUGACGGAAGCACUGAAGUUGAUUCAGCAACUUCCAUUAAGAAAGAGGAACAAGAUCCUCAAUGCUCAGCUUUUGCAAGUGAUCAAAGGCCUCUGUAUGAAGUUAUAUUUGCAUGUGAUGAUAAGCCAAAGCGUCUUAGUCAGCUAACAUCUCUAAUUGGGGAGCUUGGUCUUAAUAUUCAAGAAGCGCAUGCAUUUUCCACAAGCGAUGGUUAUUCUUUGGAUAUCUUUGUUGUCGAUGGCUGGAAGUAUGAGGUUGACGCUCUACGAAAUACAUUGAGGAGGGGAAUUGAAGAAAUAAAGCACAGAGCAUGGCCAUUGGUUCAUUCCACGCCUGUUAGCAUGGGCCAUCAGCUCUUGGAGGAUUCUUCUCCAGCUGAUUGUGUCCAGAUACCAGCUGAUUCAACUGAUGUUUGGGAAGUUGAUCCAAGGCUUCUCAAAUUUGAGCGAAAAUUAGCAUCUGGGUCAUUUGGUGAUCUAUACCACGGGUCAUAUUGUAGCCAAGAUGUUGCAAUCAAAGUACUCAAGCCUGAGCGGGUUAGCGUCGAUAUGCUACGUGAGUUUGCACAGGAAGUAUAUAUAAUGAAAAAGGUUCGUCACAAGAAUGUUGUGCAAUUUAUUGGUGCAUGCACUAGACCACCUGUUAUGUGUAUAGUUACAGAGUUCAUGCGUGGAGGAAGCAUCUUCGACUAUAUUUACAACCAUAGAGGCAGUUUUCAGCUCUUAGAUGUGCUAAGAAUUGCAUCCGACGUGUCCAAGGGAAUGAACUACUUACAUCAGAUUAACAUUAUCCACAGGGAUUUGAAGACUGCAAAUCUUCUCAUGGAUGAUCAGGUUGUUAAGGUUGCAGACUUUGGGGUAGCAAGGGUCAAAGACCAAUCUGGAGUUAUGACUGCAGAAACAGGAACCUACCGAUGGAUGGCUCCUGAGGUCAUUGAACACUCGCCCUAUGACCAAAGGGCAGAUGUUUUCAGUUUUGGGAUAGUUCUUUGGGAGCUGAUGACCGGAAAGCUUCCUUAUGAAGACAUGACACCUCUUCAAGCAGCUGUGGCUGUUGUUCAAAAGGAUCUGAGACCUACCAUUCCUGCUGAUACUCAUCCUAUGCUUGUUGGUCUACUCCAGAAAUGUUGGCAAAGAGAUCCAGCUCUAAGACCAACCUUUGCAGAGGUUCUAGAUAUGCUACACUCAAUAAAUGAGGUGGUUCGAAGUUCAGGGCAUCACAAGAGGCGUCCAGGACGAUCUCACUCGGGGCAUAGUUGAAGCAGCUGUUACGACAGCUUUUUUUUGUAGUGUUCUACGCCUUUCAUUCUAUAGUCCUUUGAAUCUUUGGUAGCAAGGUUAUUGUGUAGCCCUUUCCACGAGGGGAGUAAGGCGUUCUUUGUUGUAGUUGAGUGGUAAUUUUGGAUUGAUCUCGUGGGUUUGUCAUGUUGAUGGGCUGUGUCAAUUUUUGGGUAAAUCUUCACGAUAGCUGUUUGUUCCCUUUUUGAGGUUUGAGCCUUUGAGGAACAUAUAUAUAUAUAUUAAUGUACCACUGAUCUUUCACCAUGAA